AUGUCCGUCUGUCAGGGCAAAGAAGCGUAUGUGGUUGCGGAUGACGUUCGACUGAUGGCAGUCGGUAAUACGAAGAGGAGCGGAGCUCAGAACUUCGGUCAGGGGCUAACUCCAGUCGAAGUGGAACAGGCCAAAAACAGUCGGGAACGAAAAUCAGAUAGUGCUGCGAGUAGAGAAAAUGGCUCAUCAACUUCAUCUGGGAUAUUAUCAGCAGGAAACCAAGAUGACUCCGAAUUCUUCCGAAACGAUUUUAAAUCGUACAACUCAUUAAGUCUCGAUUCCAGUGGCUCAAAUCGAUCUUUAUCCGAAUCGGCCAAAGCGUCACCUAACGGUGAAAAUGAAUUGCUUCAAAAGCCUGAGGUCACUCAGGUCAUGGCUAGUUCGUAUCCUUCUUCCCGGAAAGAUACGAAUCGUGGCACAAUGGUAAAACAAAGCUCACCCAAUUCAUCAUCUGAGAGCGCAAUGUCAUACUCAUCUAAUGAGCAAUCUUCCUCGUCUGGUUCAGACGAUGAUGCUGGCGCGCACUCGAAGGAACACAUUAAACACCCACACCAUAAGGCCUCAUCGAAGCACAGGGCCAUGCAUUCUGCUAAUAGGCCCUCGAAUUCAGAUUCGUCCAUGGAACAGAAUGUGCACAGUCGCUCUCUUAAACAAAGAACCCAUGUGUCCCGAAAGCAGACUGGUGCCACAUUCAUGGCAAGUGGACAAUCUCAUGCACACAAAUUUCCUUGCACACCAAGCGUUUGCUUUGAAGCAUCGCUCGCAGCUGUUCGAGGUGGAGGCCCAACUCGCAAACUAUGGGAGCAUCGCGGAGCGAGCAGCUUGACGUUGCGUGAUUCAGCUUCAGACGCGCCUAGCGAAGAGGAAAUAACCCACAUGUUGGCCCUGUUCACGGUUACGUUCCUGCACAGUGCAUUCUCUCCACUCGUCCUGUCGCUCAGGCAAGUAUACCUGAGCUGUAAGGACGAUGCAGGUUACGUCUUCCAUAUGAGUUGGCUUAUUGCCUACUUUAUGCGGCUUGCCGCAGCUAUGGAACUACAGAUACAACAUACUCGGGCCGUUCUCUCCGUCGAUCUCAUUGGUUUAUUGGUGUUCGAAGCGACGAAUUCGCUUCAAAGUAUCAACAUCGAAGAGUCAGGUGUUAAACAGUGGUCACUUCGGCGCAAUUAUCAAUAUCUGGUGAAAGCUCUUCGUGAGCUCAUGAUCUCCGCUGUGCAUUUUUGCUAUAACAACGACAUUCUGCAUAUAGUAGUACCCCUCACGCAGAUGGAAUACCUUCGCCAUGCUCUUGUUUAUUUUAUUCGAAAACCUGUUGAGCCCCAACUAGCGAUCCUCUCGGAUGCUAUAGUUGCCAAUCACAAACUGAUGCUGCUUAUGGAGUGGGUGAACAGGGGUCAAGGAGCAAAGCUGGACAUACGACAACAUUUUCAGCUAUUUUCAGCUCGAGACGUAAUGGAUAAGUACGGUGACCUACUAACGAAUUUUCGAGAUAAUUGCGCGUACGUGAACCAUUGUAUCCUGACGAUGAUGGAGCACGUGGCUGUUGAUCUUGGACAUUUAGAGACAAUUCUCACUCCAAAGAUACUGUGCUGUUUCAUCGAACUCCUUAAUGAGCCGCACAUACAACUAUCAGAGAGCUACCGCGACUUUAUGAACGCAAUGAUCAAUGGAUAUUUAAAGCUUAGUAGGAGCUCGCGUUCAACCGGAAAGUGUUCUGGUCAAUUUCGGUCAUCUCGGGAGCAGAACACCGUUGGUCUUGUAACAGAGGACUCUUUGAGGAAUCUAACAUCUCGGCACACUGGAAUUCGGGUUCCGACAGUGGUUCCCCUCGUGGCCAUCGCAACAGCAUCAACGUUCCUCACAGAUCAACAGCUGGUGUGGUCGGUCGCUUGCAACUCAAAGGUAACCGUUACGAGCGUGAUGAAAUUCUUGAGAAGCUUGUACAUUUGCGGAUGGGGUGCGCGGAUGCGUACGUUUCUGAAGAAGCCGCAGCGGAAUAUUCGUGGAUGUCGCAGAGCGCCGAUAAACACGACCAGCCCAUAGAUAUGGAGAACGGCAGCGCCCCAGCGGGGAGCAGCUCAUUGUCAGACAGCCAGGCAUAGGAUAGUCUAGGCCAGAAAGAGAGUGAUGUUGCACUAAUACUCAGUCGACUUCGUCACGAAGGAUUGGAUGCGCAAAUUCUAUGGCUACAAAAGCAACUGCUUGAAGAUACACUCAUUUUAUCACUAUAAACGUUUGGCAAUGCCUCCUGUUUGGGAGCCCAUCUCGCUAUACAGCUUCCUGCUGGAACGCAACAUGUCUAUCAUCGACAUCACGGUGCGGCGGUUCAGCGUGCCGACUUCCUCGAGCUAACCAUCCUUCUCAGUCUUCAAGUUUGUCCACACCCUCAGCGAUAGCGAAUCACCAUACCCCGGGAACUAUCUGUGAAACAACUCGUUGAGAACGAAAGCACAAAAUCGUCUUCCUCAACGGUGAGGCGAUCCAUCACCGUGAAUGAUUUGGUGGGAUCUUCUGUGACAAUUCGUCACUCCGACUAAGCUAUCGUAGGUAAUUUCACAGUGUACCGAAAAAGCGAAAAAUUCUUGCUUCGUCUACUGAAGACGAUUACUGCAUCCUUGAAAUUGCGUCGACGGGAAGAAUUGCCUCGAAGUCGUAUACGCCAUCGCCGCAUCUUAGUGUAUGAGGAACGCGAAACCCGAUCAGCUGGUACAUCUUCAAAUAUAUAACACUAAUAGUAAGCAUAACAAAUUUAGUAAGUAAUUUAGACGACACAUUGGAGCCUUUGAGGAGGCAAAACAGUCAACUCUUGAACAGAGGAGCUUCAUUGUACUAUGAUGUUAUAUUAAAAUCAGAACAAAAUUAAUAUUUCACGUCUGGACAAAACACAGGAGGGGGUUUACGGUUGAGGAAAAGCUGGUUGACAAUCUGCAAAAUAAAUAUUAAUCAUUACACUAUCUAUGAGACCAGCGGCUACACAAUAUAGCCUUCUUACUUCUAGUUAAAAUGAAGAACCACUGCUUUCUGAUAUCUAGACUUCGG
Molecule: messenger RNA, 3039 nt
Organism: Varroa destructor (honeybee mite)
Lineage: Eukaryota; Metazoa; Arthropoda; Arachnida; Mesostigmata; Varroidae
Gene: tim
Product: timeless
Biological process (GO): replication fork arrest; DNA repair; DNA replication checkpoint signaling
Cellular component (GO): replication fork protection complex
Molecular function (GO): DNA binding
Source: RefSeq, a predicted model, not a curated record